Aspergillus affinis is the source of this 795-nucleotide messenger RNA. Its product is annotated as putative 2-deoxy-D-gluconate 3-dehydrogenase. The record is from RefSeq and is a predicted model, not a curated record. Gene Ontology annotation, molecular function: oxidoreductase activity, acting on the CH-OH group of donors, NAD or NADP as acceptor. The coding region runs from base 1 to 795 and encodes 264 amino acids. Lineage: Eukaryota; Fungi; Ascomycota; Eurotiomycetes; Eurotiales; Aspergillaceae. The transcript is spliced from 3 exons.
AUGGCUACAGCCACGUCACUCUUUUCGCUGAGUGGGCAAACCGCCAUCGUCACAGGAGGAACAAGAGGCAUUGGACAGGCCAUGGCCCUGGGCCUUGCUGAGGCAGGCGCUGACAUCGUUUUAAUCCAGAGAGACGAAUCAAACACAUCGACCCACGACGAGAUUAUCAACCGCCUCGGUCGAAAGGCUUGGAUCCACGUGGCAGAACUGUCAGAUCGAGAGGCAAUCAAGGGGGUUAUCCCGGCUCUGACGAGUCAAGGAAUCAAGCCACAGAUUCUGCUGAACUGUGCUGGUAUCCAACGGCGUCAUCCGAGCGAGAAAUUCCCGGAUGAGGAUUGGGACGAGGUCUUGCAAGUCAACCUGACGUCGGUUUUCACGUUAUGUCGUGAGUUCGGGGCUUAUCUCCUGGCCCGGGAUGCCUCCGAGUUCCCAUCCGGACGACGUGGCUCGAUCAUCAACGUCGCAUCGCUUCUUUCGUUCCAGGGUGGCAUCACCGUGCCGGCAUACGCAGCGUCCAAGGGCGGCAUCUCGCAAUUGACCAAGGCGCUCUCUAACGAGUGGAUAGCCAAGGGGAUCAACGUCAAUGCCAUCGCCCCCGGAUACAUCGCUACCGACAUGAAUGUGGCUUUGAUCAACGAUAACAAUCGUAAUGCGGGUAUCAUGGCUCGAAUCCCUGCAGGAAGAUGGGGUAAGCCCGAAGAUUUUAAGGGCGUGGUCGUAUUCCUGGCCAGUCAAGCCAGCAGUUACGUUUCAGGAGAUGUGAUAUGCGUCGACGGCGGUUGGAUGGGACGAUGA